Morone saxatilis (striped sea-bass) is the source of this 1675-nucleotide messenger RNA. Its product is annotated as ion channel TACAN-like. The record is from RefSeq and is a predicted model, not a curated record. Gene Ontology annotation, biological process: fat cell differentiation. NCBI's taxonomy places the organism in Eukaryota, Metazoa, Chordata, Actinopteri, Moronidae. Bases 452 to 1468 code for a protein of 338 amino acids. Gene Ontology annotation, cellular component: membrane. The transcript has 12 exons.
AAAUUACAACAGCCAGAACAUUCCUCUUCUACACCAGUGAGUUGGUCAAUGAUUUAGCCCUUUCAUCCACCAGAUGUUGCUAAUGUGCUGCUGUGUAAGUGACAAACUAAAUAUAAUGAAAGAAAAAAGAAAAACUAGCGAACAGGGAGCUGGGUGAACCAUGGCAAAGGUAAAAAUGUAGACCUGUAGUCUUUGCAUUAUAAUAUAGUCAACAAGUCAAUCUCUUUUCGCUCUGUGAGUGAUAAUUGAACAACGUGAUGACAAGAUAAUUUCCACAGAACAAUGUCCAAGUCAAAAUCUUGCACAUUUGUACCAGUCAAAGUUCACUUUAUGCAAUAACUCGUCCCUGGAGAUGUGACACACACCCUGAAGAGAUUUACUUCAACAUUGCAUUAUGUGCCAGUCACUUCUUAGUGGUUAAACAAUUUAGUGAAAGAUUAGUAUUAACAAAAUGCGUGAAGGUUUAACAGCCGCGCUGGAGGAGUGGAAAUGUCUGGAAGACGAAUAUCAACAACUUCAGGAGACACACAGAAUGUACUUACAGAAACUGGAUGAAAUUACAAAACUACAAAACAGCUGCUCUUCCUCCAUUUCCAGUCACCGCAAACGACUGCAAGAGGUAUCCCUUCUGGUGAAUAAAUGCAGCACAGGACCCGCAGAAGAUGCUAAAACCGUGGAUGAAAUCAAAGAGAAAAUAAAGACGCGACCAAAUGCUUUCUUUGAAAUGGAGUCUUACCUUCCCAAGAAGAAUGGGUUGUACCUCAGUCUGGUUCUUGGAAAUGUGAAUGUGACUCUUCUCAGCAAGCAGUCAAAAUUUGCCUACAAAGAUGAAUACGAGAAGUUCAAGCUGUGUCUCACAGUCCUCCUGCUGCUGUUCUCCUUUAUAUGCUAUUUCUUUGUGAGCUACAGAUUUCUUGAUGCAAUCCUCAAUUUCCUGCUGGUGUGGUACUAUUGUACAUUAACUAUCAGGGAAAGUGUCCUCAUCACCAACGGCUCCAGAAUCAAAGGCUGGUGGGUUUUUCAUCAUUACGUCUCAGCUUUUCUGUCCGGUGUGAUGCUGACAUGGCCAGAUGGGAUCCUGUACAAAACAUUCAGGAACCAGUUCCUUGCCUACUCCUUGUAUCAAAGUUUUGUUCAGUGUCUGCAGUGCUAUUAUCAGAGUGGGUGCCUGUACAGACUACGAGCUCUGGGAGAAAGACACAACAUGGAUCUGACCGUGGAGGGAUUUCAGUCAUGGAUGUGGAAAGGGCUGACGUUCCUUUUGCCCUUCCUCUUUUUUGGUCAUUUCUGGCAGCUCUUCAAUAGCCUGUCUCUCUUCAGAAUGGCUCAGCUCCCAGACUGUAAAGAAUGGCAGGUCUUGAUGUGUGGUCUCUGCUUCCUUAUUCUGUUCAUGGGAAACUUCCUCACCACUGUUGCCGUCGUCCGUCAGAAGGUCAAGAGCAGGAACCAGAAACCAAAGAGCCUGUGAUACAUCCUAAUAAACCAAAAAUCAACAUGUCCAAAAUGUACAGUAGAUACAUAAAUAUAAAGAAUGUUUUAUAAUCAACCAGUCACCAUUAAAAGUUGAAUUGUGUUCCAAAAUGCCUCCAAAUACCUUUGUAUAUAUUUUACUUUCAUAGUAAGAGCAAUGAACAAUGAAUAAAAGCACCCUCAAAUAAAAUAAAUCAUCUGUAAA